Molecule: messenger RNA, 5233 nt
Organism: Dipodomys spectabilis (banner-tailed kangaroo rat)
Lineage: Eukaryota; Metazoa; Chordata; Mammalia; Rodentia; Heteromyidae
Gene: Peg10
Product: paternally expressed 10
Cellular component (GO): cytosol
Molecular function (GO): nucleic acid binding; zinc ion binding
Source: RefSeq, a predicted model, not a curated record
CCCUGCGUCCCCAACAUGACCGAGCGCAGGCGGGACGAGCUGUCUGAAGAGAUCAACAACCUGAGAGAGAAGGUCAUCAGGCAGUCCGAGGAGAACAACAAUCUGCAGAGCCAGGUGCAGAAGCUGACCGAGGAGAACAGCACCCUCCGUGAGCAGGUGGAGGUGGAGCCUGUCCCCGAGGAUGACGAAGACGACAUUGAGCUGCAGGGUGCCGCGGCGGCUGCCGUGCCCACCACCCCCAUCGAGGAAGAGUGCCCCGAAGACCUGCCAGAGAAGUUCGAUGGCAACCCUGACAUGCUGGCUCCCUUCAUGUCCCAGUGCCAGGUCUUCAUGGAGAAGAGCACCCGCGACUUCUCACUUGACCGCGUCCGUGUCUGCUUCGUGACAAGCAUGAUGACCGGCCGUGCUGCCCGCUGGGCCUCUGCCAAGCUGGAGCGAUCCAAUUACCUGAUGCACAACUACCCGGCCUUCAUGAUGGAAAUGAAGCACGUCUUCGAAGACCCUCAGAGGCGGGAGGCUGCCAAACGCAAGAUCAGACGCCUGCGCCAGGGCCUGGGGUCCGUCGUCGAUUAUUCCAACGCCUUCCAGAUGAUCGCCCAGGACCUGGAUUGGAACGAGCCUGCCCUGAUUGACCAGUACCACGAAGGCCUCAGUGACCAGAUUCAGGAGGAGCUGUCCCACAUCGAAGCCCCCAAGACCCUGUCUGCGCUGAUCGGCCAGUGCAUCCACAUCGAGAGAAGGCUGGCCCGGGCUGCUGCUGCUCGCAAGCCGCGCUCCCCACCCCGGGCGCUGGUGUUGCCCAACGCAGGUCACCAGGUGGAUCCGACCGAGCCGGUGGGAGGUGCCCGCAUGCGCCUGACCCAGGAAGAGAAGGAGAGACGCCGAAAGCUGAACCUCUGCCUCUACUGCGGCAACGGAGGGCACUACGCCGACAACUGUCCUGCCAAGGCCUCCAAGAAUUCGCGCGGGAAACUCCCCGGCCCCGCUGUAGAGGGACCUUCAGCGACCGGGCCAGAAUUAAUAAGGUCCCCACAAGAUGAUGCUGUCUCUGCGCCACACCUGCAAGUGAUGCUCCAGAUCCAUCUCCCGGGCAGACACACCCUGUUCGUCCGAGCCAUGAUCGAUUCUGGUGCCUCUGGCAACUUCAUUGAUCAAGAAUACGUCAUACAGAAUGCAAUUCCUGUAAGAGUCAAGGACUGGCCAAUUCUCGUGGAAGCAAUCGACGGGCGCCCCGUGGCAUCCGGCCCCAUUGUCCACGAAACUCACCACCUGUUCGUCGACCUGGGUGAUCACCGAGAGGUGCUGUCAUUCGAUGUGACUCAGUCUCCGUUCUUUCCGGUCGUCCUGGGGGUUCGCUGGCUGACCAUCCAUGACCCCAACAUCACCUGGAGCACCCGAUCAAUCGUCUUCGACUCCGAUUACUGCCGCUACCACUGCCGGAUGUACUCGGCCAUACCUCCACCGCUCCCACCACCACCGGGGCCGCACCCGACCCUUUACUUCCCAGUAGAAGGCGGGUACAGAGUUUACCACCCAGUGAGGUAUUACUAUGUCCAGAAUGUGUACACCCCAGUGGAUCACCACCACUACCCGGAUCACCGGCUGGUCGAUCCUCACAUAGAAAUGAUCCCUGGAGCACACAGCAUCCCCAGUGGACAUGUGUACUCCCUGUCUGAACCGGAAAUGGCUGCUCUCCGAGAUUUCGUGGCGAGAAAUGUGAAGGAUGGGCUCAUCACCCCCACCAUCGCACCCAACGGAGCACAAGUUCUCCAGGUGAAGAGGGGCUGGAAGCUGCAAGUCACUUACAAUUGCCGGGCUCCGAACCACGUCACCAUCCAACAUCAGUACCCUCGCCUGUCUAUUCCAAACCUAGAAGACCAAGCGCACCUGGCCACUUACACUGAAUACGUUCCUCAAGUACAUGGGUACCACUCGUACCCCACCUACGCGUACCCGACCUACCCCGUAGGAUUCGCGUGGUACCCCGUGGGGCGAGAUGGGCAUGGAAGAUCUCUCUACGUACCUGUGAUGGUCACCUGGAAUCCACACUGGUACCGCCAGCCUCCGGUACCCCAGUAUCCGCCGCCGCAGCCGCCGCCGCCGCCGCCACCGCCACCCCCGCCACCACCUUCAUCGUCCUACACCAUGUAAACACCUGUCAUGUCCUCCAGGAACUCCGCCCUCAGAAGUUUAUUCCUGUGCAGCUUCUCAAUCACACCGCUGGACUGUCACCUCAGCCUGUGGAAGGAGCUGAUGCUAAGGCAGGAAAUGUUGAUUUCUUUAUGGAGGGGGAAGUAAAAUGGGGAGGACAUGACCUUUCUUGGAGUUUCGGCACUCUCUUUACAUCAGGGGAGGACCGACGCCUUAUGAGGAAGCCACAGUUAUUGGUGCAGUGUGGGACGGCUUCCGUGAUCCUCUUGCUGCACCCCUUGGAAACUUCACCAUCGUCAAACUCCACUUUCAUGGUUCCGUUAAUAUACAAGGAGCAGCAACUCGACCGGUUCUCCCAGGAGCAGGCAAAACCCCCUGCUAAUUGUAACACCUCAAGCCUGACAAAGGAAGUGCUCUCUCAGACUGACUCUUGUGUGUUAAGAGUGUGCCUUCACAUCCCGGUGCAAAUCACAUGUACCCAAGAACUCUGGCUUUGACAACAUCUUACCAUCACCAUGCCAGUAAUGGCAACACCUCUCAUCAUCUGUGAGGGCUAAAGAGUAGCAAAAGGACACCUGAAUUGUGUACCCAACACUUGAGAGGCUCAGAGGUCAUUGGUACCAACUCCUGCUGGUACUUCAGAGGGUGUUUUCAUGAGCGGCCAUGUGUCUGCCUCCAUAUGCACCUGGGCAUCCCAUCAUCCCCUCAUUGGUCUGUACCAGGAGGAUGCUUGAGAGGGGAAAUGAUUUAGCACCCAGACCACACUCUUGGAAGAGGAGGAAUUAGAGUAGUACUGGGCACUGUCUUGAGGCUAUGGACUUGUAAAAGAUCAGAGUCCGACCUGAAGCUGCCAAUGGAUGACAGGCCUCACCUUUGUGCUAACCUGGGGCUGCCUGACUUCUUUUAGCCUGGUCCCUUGCUACUACCUUGAACCAUUUGUCUAACCUCUCUCUUUCUGUUUUACUACUGCCACUUAACCCUGCUGCAGGAUUUGCCACCUUCCUGCCUGGUUGCUGAGACUCCAUUUUGCUGCCAUGCAUGGAGAUUGGAAGAGCAGGCUUGAAGGAGCAUGUGUUUCAGCCCACAUGGUCUCCAGUUGCCAACAUACAGUUUGAGCAGUAGGAAGCAACAUGGUUUAUAUUUCAGAAUACAUGUCAUGGAGUCUUAAUGGUGAAGUUUCCUUUUCCAUCAACAUCACCUUUAAUACCUUCAUUAUCAGCCCCCCAACCCCUUUACCCUUGCAUGUUUACUUAAGUUUUAGCUAUAGUAGUAUCUUUUAGGUAUUUUUAAGUGAUGACUAUGCUUUCAAGUUUCCACUGAUGAAUAAAGAACUAUCUAAUUCUUCUAGUAAAAUUAAGUAACAUAGCAUAUUUCUGUGAACUUACUAUACUGUGAAUGAAAGUCUCUGAAGUACAGACUUCAACUUUAAUAUUACUCUCAGUUCUAUCAAUUGGGCCUUUAAAACUCACACGAAGAGAACAAACCUAAUUGGCUGUUCAGUUGAGAACAACUUUAUCUUGUUUUCCUCAAUGGAAUCAGAAAGCUUGUCAAUCACUCGUGUGUGUUAGUUACUUUUUAAAUGGUGCAUUUGUGCUUCUGGACUAUUGUGAAGUGUCACUCCAGUUUACCUCAACCUCAAUUCCAUUCUUCAUACAUUUGAACUCAAAUUUUAAUUGAUCUUCAAGCUGCAGAAUGCUCAGAAAUGGGACAUUAUCUGCAGCCCUGACAUGUACACACGGACAUUUGCCACCACUACAAGCAAAAGUCUGGAGAAUUUGGCCAUCGUUGGAAGUCAGGACAACAUCCCUGACACUCUUUGGACUGUUUAUUAAAGCUUGUCAUUUAACUUUUCGGCAGUGUGUACCAUGUUCUAUUACUCUGUAUUCUAUCUUUAGUUGUUAGCUCUUAGGUAAGAUAAGUUAGCUGUUAAGAUAAGUAAACUUACUCUAUAGUACUGAAAUUUGAUUAAGUUUCCUUUCUCUCAUCUGAUUUGUUUCUGUUAAAUCUUUUUUGGCAUUUCUAACAAAAAUGCCUUCAUAAUAAAGGAAGAAGUUAGAAGUGGAGCAAAACACAAAAUGACAAAAUUAAUUAAUUGACCAUUGGAAAAAAAUAAUUAAAUCAAUAAGGAAAAUUGUCUAAGAGCUCCCAUUGCUAGUCAAGCCUGAAAAGAAAUUAGUGGAGGUCAUCAUGCUAGGAUAUUGAAGUGAAGAAAGUUGACAUACAUUUAUGAAGGGUCAGUUUAGUUUGAGCACAGAGGUAUCUGUUUUACUAAUUUGAUAAAAUCUUGUAAAGCAGUACAGUGAACUUGGAAGUGCACAAAAAUAAGAGGGGCUCCUCUUUCUAGUGCAGUCUGGAAGUUUGUUUUAAGUUUUGCAGGUAUCUCUUGGACUCCUGAGUUGACCUGACUGUCAUCCACCACAGACAUCUUACCUCAGUACAGUUCGAGGAUUGGCAACAGAGAAGACCCUACUGGAAAGGCCAGAGCGGUAAAGAAGGACCACCUGUGGAAGAAGAGACUCGAGGGAACCAUUCCGUGUUUUCAUCUAGAGUGAGAACACACACCUAAUGGGACUGAAAGUUCUUUGUUGCUUGAGAUUGCAGAACAGUAUUGAAUUGGUCUGUGGAACAUUGCAUUGUUUUUCUUUCUUUCUCUCUUAAGUUUUAAGUAAUCGGGGAUAUAUGUAAUCAUAAGCAUUUAGGCUGGGAGGGACUAUUAAUCAAUCUUAAGUGGGUGGGAUUACUUAGGAAGUUAGGACAAUAUUAUGUAUUAGAUAUCUCUAUAAGUGGACGCGUUUACUUACUGUAUCCUCUACCCUUUCCCUUCCCUUCCCUUUACACACCUCAAACUCAGAGGGAACUACAGGGAGAUCUAAAACUCUAGUGAAAGUUCAAAGGUGAUUGGAUUGAGAAUUUAAUAAAGGCCCUAGGUAUUAACUCCUAGGAUCAGAUUGUGAAAAAAUGUGUGGUCAUUAAAAAAAAGUGAUAAAUAAAAGCCCUGUCAGAACCCAUCUCUAACCCUACCUCACCCCCUCCCUAUCCCUACCUCCCUACCCUACCCUACCCUACCCUACCCCUCCUGAAA